UCCGGUGGAUGCUUGUCCUUUUGCUCAUCCUUUCCAUCCCCUGCUGCUGCUGCUCGCCCAUACGCUUCCGCUAAUCCCCUUUCUCCUGAUGGAUUUUCAGUAGUAGAUCUAUCUACAUCGAGCCAUCCUUUCUCCCGUGGCCAUCCUCAUCCGCUCCUCUCUUCUCCACCGAGCAAAUCCUUAGCGGCCAAGGCUUUCCGAGGUCGGCAGAAGUUUUAAAACGCUCUCCGAGAGAGUCCGCCUAGUCCCCGAGGAGAAAAGGGAGAGCACUACGACUCGCUGCUGGUAAGCUUUCGGUGGCGAGCGGCUCCAUAAAGCGGCGGCGGGCAAAGACAGGGCCCGUGGGUUUCGCUGCCGUAGAGACGAGAAUCUGCACUGCUGGUCAGGUGAUGCCCGCAUCUGAGGAUUGUUCAUGGAUGUGCGUGUGGUGAUGAGAAAGUCCGUACGCUCCAUGCCCGUGACGUCGCUACCACUAAUUGCUCAUGCCGCCGUUUUGCUGCUGCUGUCGGCGCUGCCGCUCUCGCAGACCUUAACUUAUGACCAAGACGUGUUUGCGAUAAAUGGAUUGUAUACUGCACUUGGAUCACCUGCUCUGCCUGGAUGGGUUGCAAAUGGUGGAGACCCCUGCACUGAGAACUGGCAGGGUGUUACCUGCGUGAUGACUAAUAUUACCAACAUAAAGCUCACCGGUAUAAGUUUGGCUGGACAGCUGGGUAACACAUUGGCGAAUUUCACAUCGCUAAUCUCCUUAGACCUUAGCAACAAUAAUAUUGCUGGAACCAUACCGGAUAAUCUACCUGUCACAGUGCAGCAACUUUUCCUAUCAGGAAACAAACUAAGUGGUAGCAUUCCUAGUACAUUGUCAACGCUUACACUUUUGACAGCCAUGUCCCUGAACAGCAAUCAGUUGGCUGGAGAUAUACCAGACGUAUUUUCAUCACACACUGGACUUGCAAAUUUAGAUUUUUCUGCCAACAACUUGACUGGCCCGUUACCGCCUUCAAUGGGAAACUUAACAGCAUUGACUAGCCUGCAUAUUCAGAACAAUCAAAUAUCUGGGACCCUUAACGUGUUGCAAGACCUCCCUCUCCAAGAUUUGAAUAUAGAAAAUAAUCUUUUCUCCGGCCCUGUGCCUCCAAAGUUACUCAGUAUUCCAAGCUUUCAGAAGGAUGGGAACCCAUUCAAUACUAGCAUAGCUCCAUCUCCAUCUCCACUGCCUGGUGCACCAGGACCAUUACCAUCACUACCACCUUCAACAGGACAUGUCCCCUCAAAAGAACCUACAAAGUCUUCUGGUGUGCCAAAUGGAAAUUCUCCAACAUCAGGGGCAAACACUGUUCGGACAGCCAAAUUUGUUGGAUACAUUCUUGUUGGGGUGGUAUCAGCAGUAAUUAUUGUGUUAAUGGUAAUGUUUUGUUCGUCCAAGUACAAAGAAAGGAAGUCAAAGAACAAUGUAUAUACAAAAAGCCAGAUAGGAAGGGAGCCUCAAAGGCUUGGAGAGCCUAAAAUCAAGGAAGUGUCAGAUAUAAAGGAACAUUUGGUAAAACCUGCGAACACUGUUGGGAAAGCUUCAAAUACGGUUUCUAAUUCAAAGGAGGAGCUGAAAGUCAAUGCAUCAAAGAAAGCUCCUAAUGUUGUUUAUGAUGCAAAGGAAGCCACAUCACCGUUGAGAGCUGCUCCCGGGGUGAUCACGAAAAAACAAAAGGAGCAUGUGAUUGAUAUGGAAAAAACUGACAAUUUUGUGGAAGAACCAGUGCAUUUUCUGCAGCCUGUUGCACCACAUACCGAAAAAGCCAUUAUCAGUGCCAGCGUUCGUACUAAAAAAGGCAGAGUACCUUCGCUCGGGAAGAUAGAUCUAAAAACUAAUGUUAAGUCCUUUUCUGUUGCAUCCCUUCAACAAUAUACCAACAGUUUUAGUGAAGAUAAUUUAAUAAGAGAUAGCAGGUUUGGUAAAGUAUAUCAGGCGGAACUUCCUGAUGGAGAGAUUUUAGAAGUUCUGAAGAUCGACGUUGAUAACUCAAGAGUACCGGUAGAUGUCUUCCUAGAGCUAGUUGUGAACAUUUCAGAACUGAGUCAUCCUAAUAUACUUGGGCUUGUGGGAUACUGUGCGGAGUUUGAGCAGCGGCUACUUGUCUACGAGCACUGUAGUAAGAUGACUCUACAUGAUGAACUCCAUUAUGUAGAUGAACCCAGUAACGCGUUGUCAUGGAAUGCCCGACUCCAAGUUGCUGUGGAGGCAGCAAAGGCAUUACAAUACCUUCAUGAUGGCUGUCAACGACCAAUUGGACAUCAAAAUUUUGAACCGUCUGUUAUUCUUCUCAAUAGCACCUUGGCAGUUCAAAUUUCCGAGUGUGGCCUUGCAUUGCUGUCUCAGUUGCCGGGCAGUCUUCGUGCCUUAUUCCAUUACGAAGCCCCCGAAGUUCAUGAAUCCAGAUCUUUUAGUGACCGGAGUGACGUCUACAGCUUUGGUGUCGUUAUGUUGGAACUUCUUACAGGACGUAAACCUUUCGACAGUUCCCGUCCACGUGCUGAGCAACAUUUGGUGCGAUGGGCCACUCCUCAGCUUUAUGAUAUUGAUGCCAUAUCAAAGAUGGUAGAUCCUUGUAUUCGAGGGCAAUGUUCUGACAAAGCUUUGUCACGGUUUGCUGAUGUUAUUAGCCGCUGUAUUCAGCAUGAGCCCGAAUUCAGGCCACCAAUGUCUGAAGUUGUCCAAGACCUAACUCGUAUGAUCAGUGACGCAACAAAGGCUUCCAUGUAGGAACUUCCUGAAACAGGGAAGAACGUGGCAGCCUGUUGCUGAGAAUUCAAGAUGCCAUCAGGAGCUUCUUGCCAGAUUUAGUGCUCAAAUCAUUUUUGCUUGCUUGCAAAGAUGGCUUUGGUCAGUGACGCAGUAGUAGGGUAGGACGGUUCAGUCGUUCAGACGGUGAACUCGUCGAUGUUGAUGUGCAGAUGCCUGCAUUUCAUUUUUCUCUAGAACUUGUUUGUCCUGGAUAGGUCAUUAGCCAAUAAUGUGUGCCUGCUCGAUUUAUUCUUGUGAAACUUGUGUCUAUCUCAUUGCUAUUGUUAUAUUCUUUAUAGUCGACUGUCAUCAUUUUUAAUGCCUACUCCAGUUUCAGUGGCUCUUUAGC
Molecule: messenger RNA, 3128 nt
Organism: Brachypodium distachyon (stiff brome)
Lineage: Eukaryota; Viridiplantae; Streptophyta; Magnoliopsida; Poales; Poaceae
Product: protein STRUBBELIG-RECEPTOR FAMILY 3
Exons: 19
Coding region: 413-2758 (781 amino acids)
Biological process (GO): protein phosphorylation
Molecular function (GO): protein binding; protein kinase activity; ATP binding
Source: RefSeq, a predicted model, not a curated record